CUCUCCAAAGCCGAGAUAGGUAGCCCGAUAGAGCAUCAAGAGCUCAUUGACGUAUCAAAAUAUCUCGUUUCCCAUGGUCGGUGUGAUGGUAGGAUUGCAAAGGAAUGGCGUCUGGACACGCUGCUCAGGGGCGCGUGUGUCUACAGACCUCCGCCACCACCCAAGCCAGAGCCAACAUCAGAAUACAAAGCGUUGAUGCAACGGCUUCGUAAGCUAGAAGAGCAACGCGAGUACGAGCGCAUGAUCAAUCCUGCCCCGAAGCUGGAGACAUUCAGCCAGCGCUUUCCGAAGGCUACACAUAGCUUCGGACCGAGUUACAACACCGCUGACGAGCUUGACGAAGUCACGUACUCUGAUGUCAAUCGGCAGAUGAUUCUCAUAAUCAAUGUACUCAUUUCCAUCGUCUGCACGAGCGUAGCCGUGUGGAUGGCAGCUCGUCGCUGGAACGUGGUACCACGUAUGUUACUGGCUUUCGUCAGUAGUGCUGUAGUUGCUGUCGCAGAAGUCGCCAUUUACAUGGGCUAUAUCAAACGGAUUGGCGAUGCUAAGACCAAAGAGCGCAAGGCGAUCGAGAAGAAGGAAAUCGUCGAUACAUGGGUCAUU
This is a messenger RNA of Pseudocercospora fijiensis CIRAD86, 603 nucleotides long. RefSeq lists its product as uncharacterized. Gene Ontology annotation, cellular component: endomembrane system. The transcript is spliced from 2 exons. The annotation marks the transcript as partial. The record is from RefSeq and is a predicted model, not a curated record. Gene Ontology annotation, biological process: vacuolar proton-transporting V-type ATPase complex assembly. NCBI's taxonomy places the organism in Eukaryota, Fungi, Ascomycota, Dothideomycetes, Mycosphaerellales, Mycosphaerellaceae.